Messenger RNA from Osmerus eperlanus (European smelt), 1462 nucleotides. RefSeq lists its product as uncharacterized. The coding region runs from base 163 to 1371 and encodes 402 amino acids. The record is from RefSeq and is a predicted model, not a curated record. NCBI's taxonomy places the organism in Eukaryota, Metazoa, Chordata, Actinopteri, Osmeriformes, Osmeridae. The transcript is spliced from 3 exons.
CCAUGCCAAAUAGUGAGCGCAUGCAUAACCCCUGUGAUUUGAUUGUCUAUGCGGGUCCAUGAACGAUACAAGCGCGCUCCCGAAACUUCAGGUGAAUGGAGAGUGUGAAGAAGAGUGGGCUACGGUUCAGUACGCGUCGGAGAAAAGGAAGAAAUAAAGAAAAUGAGUUUUAAUACCACGUUUUGGGCAAAUGUUUUUACAACUACGUAUCUACUAUUCGUAACGGGCUGCGUUGCACAGAAAGUCUACUUUGACUGUGGAGCUAAGGUGGAUGUGGUGGACGUCCAGGGGCUGAUCCUGUCUCCUGGCUUCCCCUACAACUACUCCUCUGGGACCCACUGUGUCUGGCAGUUCUUUGUGCCGGUCGGUCACCAGCUCAUCCUGGAGUUCUUCGACUUUGACGUGUUCGAGAGUCAGGACGCGUCGCCGCAGUACGGCUCCGUUCCGGAGUUCGGCGACGAGGGGGGCCCGUUCACCCCGGCCGGGUCGGACGACUCCGGGGGGGCGUCGGAGAAGGAGUCGGCCCCUCGGAGGGACGCGUCGGAGAAGGUGCCCCAGUCUGCGCUGAAGGACGAGGUGAAGCACGUGGUGGUCCAAGAGCAGUCCACCAAAAUGGAGAUCGCCAGGGUCUCCAACUCCGCCAAAAGGUCAGCGGACGCCCCCUCCGACCCGGCCUCUCCCCCCCCGCCGUCGCACCCCCUGCUCCCAGGGGCCCAGCCCCCCGGGGACAAGGCCGCAAACUCGGCCUCGCCGGCCGUCCGAGGAGACCCCGACGCGGGACUUGCCGCCGAGGAGUCUACCCCGGCCCCGGCGACCCCCACCACCGCCUCCCCCACGGAGACGGCGAGCCCGGAGACCCAGCAGUCGGUCCUGGACGCCUGCCCUCACGACGUCCUCUACAUCUCCGACCUCGUCGCCUUCUCCUCGCGCUUCUGCGGCUCCAACCGGCCCUCCAGCGCCCAGCUGGUGUUCGGGUCCAGCCAGGAGAUGGUGGAGGUGAUCAUGGAGCUGAUCACCACCACCCACUGGGGCCGAGGCUUCGCCCUCCUCUUCCACUACCACAACCGCACUGCCCAGGCGGCGGGCGGGGACCGCCACGCCUACAGCCCCGCGGGCCCCAGGGCGGAGUCGAUGCUGGCGGCCGUCAGUGGGGCGGCGUUCUGCGCGAUGGUGCUCACCAGCGCCCUCUGCGUCAUCUUCAGACCCAAACUAUGUCCCAAAAGAGCCAACUCCUGCUCAUCCAACUCUGAGGUAAAAACAAACUUCUUGCCGUUCUACUCUCCUCAAUCUGCAUAUUCCUCUCCUCCACUCCUCUCCUCCAUUUGUCUCCUCUCCACACUAGACCAGACCAGACAUUCCUCUCAAGGCUAGGUUCUGCCGGAGAUCACAGAACAUUACCUUCAUAUCCUCUGCCACUGCUGUUGUACUCUCCUGUGUCCUCGCCUUACGGCCCCCUCCAGCC